Molecule: messenger RNA, 897 nt
Organism: Penicillium coprophilum
Lineage: Eukaryota; Fungi; Ascomycota; Eurotiomycetes; Eurotiales; Aspergillaceae
Exons: 2
Coding region: 1-897 (298 amino acids)
Biological process (GO): retrograde vesicle-mediated transport, Golgi to endoplasmic reticulum
Source: RefSeq, a predicted model, not a curated record
AUGGCAGACGAAUCACCAGCACAAAGAGCCGCCCGAGUGCGCCGCGAGCGCCGCGAGGCAAAGAUCAAGGAAGGAGGCUCAGCGCGCCUGGACAAAAUUACCAGUCUUAGUGGACGCACGCCUCAAACUGGACCGCAAAACCCCCAAUUCCGACCCUCGAAUUCUCCUCAGCCAGACAUGCAGUCGCCAGAAGCGAUCCGCGCCCAGCAGGAAGCGUUCUUCUCAAUGCUCCGACAAUCCGCACCAGAACCAGGCCAGGGCAUGCACCCUGACCCGCAAGCACCAAACGGUCUCGAGGCCCAGCAAGAAGCAUUCCGCGCGAUGUUGAGACAAGUUGGACAGGACCAAGGACAGGGCCAGCCGCCCGGUGACCCGGAAGACCCCACCAUUAAACUCCUGAACUCUCUCAUGGGUGCUAUACCCGGCGGUGACCCCAAUGCACCACCUGGAGCACCCCAAGCUGCAGGGAACCAACCGGCACCCGGAUUCUCGCCCGCGGCUAUUGCGUCAAUGCUUGGUGUGCCGCCUUUCAUCGCCAAUAUGCUGGGUGGAGCGACGCCGCCAACAGAGGAGGAGCAGAAGCGCGCUCGGAUUUGGAAGACGAUGCACACUGUGUUUGCUUUGUCGGUUGCUUUUUACCUACUCUUCAUUAUUGGGAGUUCGGUCGCGUUGUUCGGUAGUCCCCCGCCAAAACCUGCGACGGCACAGAAUCCCUUUGCGAUCUUUGUGACGGGCGAGUUGCUGUUGACUGGUAGUAAGGUGUUGCUUGGUGGGAAGUCUGGUGGGAUGGGAUUGGCCGUGCAGCUUUUCAGAGACGUCGUCAGGGAUGGUAGCCUCCUGUUGUUUAUGCUGGGCAUGGGGACUUGGUACAAUCGCGAAUGGCAGACUACGGCAUAA